Molecule: messenger RNA, 2428 nt
Organism: Branchiostoma belcheri (Belcher's lancelet)
Lineage: Eukaryota; Metazoa; Chordata; Leptocardii; Amphioxiformes; Branchiostomatidae
Exons: 1
Coding region: 308-2311 (667 amino acids)
Cellular component (GO): nucleoplasm
Source: RefSeq, a predicted model, not a curated record
CAGGUAGUACCCACCCACCAUGUGUUGUUACUGACGUCAUAAGGUUAUAGGUCGUGCUGCCGUGUGUGGACCAAUAGGCACAGGCCACAAUGACAUCACUUUCCUUUUAUACACCUGCGGUGUUGUGAACAUAGAUACGUUUCAGUGUAUUGUGCAAUCGCGUCAGGUUGUAUUUAAAGCGGUGACUGAUCGUAUUUCUCAGGCUUUUGCAAGCCACAUAACAGUUCGGUUCUACGUGGCGAGGCUUGGACAGCAAGAAUUAAGUAUAGUUUAGGACUUGGGUGUUUGUACGUUACAAAAGUAGGCCAUGGGUGUCAAUUCGACUGAAUGCAUUUCCGUGUCUCCAAGACAAGACGGGUCAACUGCUGCCGGUCGCAGCUUUCUCAAGGGGGAGGGGCUGUCCAGAAACACAAGACAUCUCAAAAUGGCGUCUGUGGCACCCAAGGACAGCAAAGAACAUGAGUGCAAGGUUGCUUCGUCGGCAGAUAUCCAAAUUUGUGGCGACAAAGGUCCUGAGGAACAAGCGAAGAAGAAGAGGAAGUUUAGGCCGGCUGCAGAACUAUGGAGUUUUGAAAUUGAGAGACCAGCUCGGACAUACAGUUUCACACAAGAGGAGCCGACACGUUACACCACGGCGGCGGAUCAUGAACUGUCUGACUACGAAGGCUACGAAGAAUUCGAGGAUUCUGCGACCAUCGUGAGAGGUAAGCUCCGUCUGAGAUCAUGUAUGAAGAAUAAAAGUACAAGAACGCGAAGGCUACUGAGGGAUGAGCGCUGUUAUAAAGGCGGGCAGAGGGUCAUUGUAGCUUGUGUUAAAAGGGCAAAUAUUGAUGUUCGGAAGGAGAAUAUUGAGGUCGCUGUUGAGGCAAAGAAAAGAAAUGUCGAGAAAAGACUCAGAGUGAAACAUAUUCGUCGCAACAGUCAACCCAGAGACAACUCUGCGCAGAGCGACCAGGAAACGAAAGCGGAAGAUCACAAGGACGCCAUAGUUCCCGGACUCAGAACCGCACACGGUGCACCCGUCAUGCUGAGUGCUCUUGAUGAUGUUUUCCGUCAGAAUUUCACCGACGCUCGGGCCAACAUGACAGCGCUGCGUGACCUCGACGAAUCAUGCAAGCACGAACGGUCUGUCCACACUACAAAGAAGAAGAGGAAAGUGCAAAGACAGCGAAGGAGGGCCUUCACGCGCGUUAAGGAGACACUGUGCAUGCAUGAACAGAAACUGUACAUUCCGGACAGUCUUCGCAAUAUUACAGCCCCGUCUCGGGGAACGAAGAGAGUUGUUCUCACCACACGUGAGACCAGCCAUAACACUGCGCUGCAGAGGAUUCAAGCAGGACUCAGCCCCAACCUCACAUACCAUGAGGUCAUCUUUCUGCUGAGGGCACAUGUUAUGCAUGUCACUCGGGAAAACAGGAGGAAGAUGAGUCGUUCGAAACGAGUUGAAACUCAGAAGAAGCUGAAGAAGAUCGGUAGGAAGAUAUAUUGUAAGGAGCUGCGCCACCUCGUUGUUCAGGUGAAAGGAACCGAGACUUACUCAAGCCGCAGAAAGGCACAGAAGUCACAGAAGUACGAGCUUCGACAUGAGGAUCUGCCGCCAUCCGCAGAUCAGAGCAUGGAGCGGCUGGUCGACCUGCAACAUCGAGACCUCACACCAGAAGACUACGAACUUCUGCUGCUACUAGACGACGCCGUCGCCCCAAAAACUGUCAGCUCGAAAAUGAUAAGAGACCUGAAAACGGUGAGAGUAGAGAGCUCCAGUGACGCGCCAUGCGCCAUCUGUUUCGACCCGUACGAGGUUGGUCAGAUCCAGAAGGUGCUUAACUGCGGCCACGCGUUCCACGUCCAGUGCAUCACACUGUGGCUGACGAACUGUUCAAGUGCUUGUCCUCUGGACGGCAUUGACGUCUCAACAGAGCCACCUAGCGACGUCCAGGUGGAACAGCAGGGCGCCCAGCAAGCAGCCGGACUUGUGCUUGAUCCCACAAGCGAUUCGGUAGACCCCGCACUUCGGGAAGUUGCCGAGCUACAGCGGAGGGAUCUGACACCGGAGGACUACGACAUGCUCCUUCGGCUGGACGAGCGAGUCGAACCGAAAACAGUUGAGCCGGCUCACGUGGACGGCCUGGAGACGCAGGUGGUAGACGCGCUUGUGAUCGGGGACAGCUGUGCCAUCUGUAUGGAACAUUACGAACUGGGACAGACCAAGAAAAUCCUCCCCUGUAAACAUGGAUUUCAUAUAAUGUGUAUUGAAAACUGGCUUAAAAACUGUUCUACCCUGUGUCCUCUCGACGGAGAGCCGCUGGUUUAGCAUACUUGUGUCAUUAUGUUGCUGCUUAUUACUUAUACCAUUGCAGUACUUCCCUGUUGGCUGUUUAUAUAGGUUUUAGUUAGGACCCAUUGUUGAAUUAAAUACAAGUUGAGAAUU